AAUGUAAAAUAUAGUUUGAGAUUUAUAAUAUCAUUUCUCGACAGCGAGCACUCGUAUAAACAUAUAUCUUAUUGAAGGUAUACAAAACUUGGAAGCUUCAACCAUGAAUAUAUUACUUAUAGCAUUAAGUUUUUCGUUGAUCUGUUAUUCAAACGGAACUGAGGAAGAAAAUAUUUUAAACAGAAAAUUCAUGGACUUGGAAGCAUUACCGUUGGAAAAAUUGUUGGAAAUGAAAAAAGAACUGAGGAAAAAAAAUUGUCCAGCAGUACGGCGAAUGACCAUGGCAACAGAGACGGCGGAACAGAAUGCGGCCGCGCCGAAUGCCAUGGCCUUGCGGCGGCUGGCCGUCUCUCCAGGACCAUCGGCCGACAGUUCGGUGCAGACUGCUUUCCAAAUGUCGCUCACUAUCCUCUCGUUCCUAGCAUUCGGCGGCUACGUCAUCACCAUGGUUGCGCAGAACAUGCGUACGUCUCAUCGCAAUGGUGGCGUCGGCAUGACAGCGCCACUACCGCUUAAGACCGUUGUGGUUAACCAGUACAAACAGCCAGCCGUGUCGAGACCGACCGGCACCCUGACCACAGUAAGUUUCGGACGACGCAAACGGAGUUGGAGGUUUCUUUGAACGAUUUCUUUUUCGACGUUGUUCUUUGUUCACUUUCACCAUUGUCCUUUAUUUUCUUUCCCUUCGUCGUCCUUAACUUCACAUAUUCGUUUUCUAAUAUUAUACCCAUCGUACUGCAAUCAUCAUGCAGACGCAAGACCUGCCACAUUUCUAGAUUCCUUGAGUACGACUUUCGACGCGUUUUUCAACAAAAUUUCAGUACUGUUCGAAAAUAUCUCCAAUAACAUCGAAAUUACGAGUUUGAUACAAACAUGAAAUGUUUUAUUCUCAAAUAAAUUAUCCAAUAUUUAUUAUUCUGUUACUGUACCGUCUAGCUAUUUAAUGAUACGAUUUGAAUAUACAGGAUGGGAUUGAUAUAAUACAUCUACUUUUUUUUUUUUUGGAUCACUGAAUGAAUCUGGUUUUCGAGAAUCCGAGAAAAUGUUUCCUACAUUGAAGUGAUGAUAAGCCCCCCCCCCCAUAUUCAUGCCUUCAUUAAUAUAUUAUAUAGAAAACAUAUGUAACAGACAACGCAUCUAAUUACCUACAUUAAAUGUUUUUUUUUUUUUAAAUACAUACGACCUUAUAAUAUUGAGCGGCCAUACGUGAUGGU
Sipha flava (yellow sugarcane aphid) is the source of this 1214-nucleotide messenger RNA. RefSeq lists its product as uncharacterized. Bases 104 to 622 code for a protein of 172 amino acids. NCBI's taxonomy places the organism in Eukaryota, Metazoa, Arthropoda, Insecta, Hemiptera, Aphididae. The record is from RefSeq and is a predicted model, not a curated record. The transcript has 2 exons.